This is a messenger RNA of Aaosphaeria arxii CBS 175.79, 668 nucleotides long. RefSeq lists its product as uncharacterized. NCBI's taxonomy places the organism in Eukaryota, Fungi, Ascomycota, Dothideomycetes, Pleosporales. The coding region runs from base 1 to 546 and encodes 181 amino acids. The transcript is spliced from 4 exons. The record is from RefSeq and is a predicted model, not a curated record.
AUGGCGAUACCUAUUAUCGUCUCUGCAGCUGCGAUAUCUGCCAGUGGUCUGCCGGCCGAUGUCCUUGGCGGCGAGGUCACCGACAUUAUGAAGGACCGCUGCCAGCCGGAGUGUGAACCGGGACUUCUAAGAUGCGUUCGCCAGAUAGGAUUCACCGGCCUUUGCCACACUCUCUGGUGCACGCACAGAUCCCGAGCUUGUGGCGGCUGCUUUUCCUGCAAGCACAAGCUUACUCCGCCCGCGCGGGUUGAGGCUCAGGUCAAGGCCCAAACCGUUCCUAAGAUCCUAGAGGGCGACAAUGAGGGUUCGUCCUCGAACAUCAGCGCUCAGAGUCUCGAGGUCGAAGCUAGGGCGCAGGAUGAAGAAGUGGACCCCGAUGCCGACCAGAACUACUUCAACAACUGCAACAAGCAGUGGAGAAAGUGCACCAAAGCAUUCGCUUAUGACUGGAAUCUCUGCAAGGAGAGGCUUUGCCCCGCCAUUUGCAAGAAGGACAAGAUCAUCUGUGGUCACUUUCUCGCUCAGCCGGAUGCCCUUGAGGGGUAGAGGAGACAAUGAAGGGUUGAGAAACAUAGAAGGGAGCAAUCAGGCAGGAUAUCCCGUUAGAUGCUGGCUCUAGAGGACCGACCUUCAUAAAUACUGAUUUCGCAGUUCACAUGCUGUUAAUG